AUGGCUCUCGUCUCGACAGUCCAUUCAGCCGACCCCGUGACACUAAAUGCCGAAAUAUCGCAAGCGAUGGUUAGUUUAGCGACGAGCCUCAAAGUGCCGUCGACGUUCGGGUGGUUGGCGGCGCGGCAAUGCAACUCCGCGACUGGAUGGCUCGGAGUCACGUGCGACGCCGACGGUCACCCCGUUUCCAUAUCGUUCAACAAGCCCACGUGGACGGGCGGGUCGCUGCACACGUCUGUCGGCACCCUCAGCCGUCUGGAAGCCUUGUUGCUCAACAACUUGGACAUGACUGGCAGCAUUCCCACGGAAGUCGGGCGCCUGGCGAGCCUGACCUCGCUCGCGCUCAACGGACUCGCUCUUUCGGGCCCCAUCCCCUCUAGUCUCGGCGGCCUCACCAAUCUCGCGAAUCUCAACAUCACGGGGGGCGCGCUAUCCGGGCAGAUCCCCGCGGAGCUGGGGCAGUUGUCGCGCCUGCAGCUGCUCAGUGUGGGCUCCGCCGCGCCCUUCAACCGCCUCUCCGCCAUCAACGGCGGCAUUCCCGAGGCGCUCUGCGACCUCGCGCCGCUCCAGUACCUCAACCUGGGCUUUAACCGUCUGCAGGGCUCGCUGCCGCUCUGCCUCAGCCAGCUCACCAACCUCUUCUAUUUAGCCGCGCCAAGCAACACACUCUCUGACGACAUCCCACCCGAAAUCGCCGCCCUGCUGCACCUUUUCGAAGUUGACCUAUCUAACAACCUCUUCACCGGUCCAUUCCCAUCCUUCUCAACCGAGCUCAACACCCUCACACUCUCCAAGAACCUUCUCUCGGGCCCGCUCCCCCCCGCCCUCCCUCCUCUCCUCACCUCCCUCGCAAUCAACACCAACUACUUCACAGGAAACCUCCCCCUCUUCUUCCCUCUCAAUCUCACCUACAUCGACCUCUCCGAUAACUAUUUCACCGGAAUCGCAAACGUGUUCGUCGGAACCAGUCUCUUCUACGCCUUCCCUGUGCGAUGCGCCGCACUCGGUGCCGCGCUUUCCAAAAACUGCUUCUCAGAGUCAUCUAAAUGCACGGGGCCGGAAGCGCAGCGAAACAGCACCAUGUGCAAGGCCGCCUGCGGAACAGGAGUGUGGGAACCACUGGUCAAGGGGAAGAGUCAGUGCCAGGGGUAUGGCACCUGCUACCCCUCCAUCCCCACAACCACCACCACUGUCGCCACCUCUCAGGCCCUAUCCCCCCCCACAACGUCCACCGUCAAACGCCCCAAGCUCGCCCCUGGGGGCCUCCCUCCUGCGUGGACCUGCGCGUGCGAUGCGAACGCGGUGAAUGUGCCGAAUAGAGAUGAUGCGUGCACGUGCAAGGUCAAGAAAUCCUGGCCGUGCGCUGGGAAAGGGAAGAUCAACGGCGGAUGCCCUCAAUAUGCCCGCUGCUACCCGUACUACUUCUCGUGUCGCGGCGUGGGUUGCUUCUGUCUCAGCGGGGUUCUCAAACUUAGUGACUGGCUGGCUCUAGAGUUGGAGCUGUUUCAUAAUACGGCAAUAGUUACAGGGAAAUAUAAGCAACGGUAUGGAGUUGCCUGA
Messenger RNA from Closterium sp. Yama58-4, 1560 nucleotides. NCBI's taxonomy places the organism in Eukaryota, Viridiplantae, Streptophyta, Zygnematophyceae, Desmidiales, Closteriaceae. The record is from the annotation of a GenBank genome assembly.